AUGGUGGCGACCAGGAGAGGCACGCGGGUAGAUCCUCAGGAGGAGUUGGAAGGCAGCGGCGACGAGGAGCAGACUGCAGUGGAACCUGCUACAGUGUCUUCUCCAAAGCGGACACAAAGAACAGUUAAGAGUGACUCUUCAGCACAGAACAGUGCUAGGAAUAGUCAAGAUCAGGAAGACAACUCUACAGUAACAACUGGCAUCCCCUCCAAGAAUGAUUCUAGAAAGGGUCCGUCUCAGGUGUUCACUCGCUGUAGACAUAGGAGUGGUCAAUCAGAUGCAGAUGUCUCAGAAGCAGAAUCUAAUACAUCCACUUCUUCCACAAGAGUUACACGAAGUAGACAAAUUCUUGGAAGCAUAACAGACUCUGCUAGGAAACUGAGGAGUCACUUAUCUACUGUUAUAACUGAGCCUAUCUUGGAGUCUAAAGAAGAUGAGGAAUUAUCAGACGCUGAAUCAAACUACUCUGUUUCUACAAGGGCUAGCAGGAGGACACGCGCAAGUGCUGCACGCUCAACUAGAGCAAGAAGUAGGAAGUCUGCUUUGCUUACUGAACCUGAUCAUUCUGAUGCCGAAUCAAACUGCUCUUCUGUUUCAGAGUUGCAAAAUACUGCCAUCAGAUCUAGAAGAACAUCUGAAGCAACCCGUCCACUCUCCACUAAUAGUGAAUCUCAGAAAGAAGAAAUAUCUGAAGCAGAGUCUUGCAGUUCAGAAUUUGUUUCGCAAACACAGGCCAGACGUUUCAGUAGGAGAAUUCAGAGUAAAUCACAGGCAGGUGUUGCUAAGAGUGUCAGUGAAACUAGCAGUCAAGAGCAAGAUUCGCCACGAAAACAAAGAUAUAGUUUACGUGGAGUAAAAGUUAUACAGCCUUUGUCCUCUUUGCAAGAGCAGAACAUCUUGUCCACUUCUCGUAGGAGUUUGAGAAAUCGCAUUGUAAGUGAAUGCAGUGAUGUUAUAGUACUUUCAGACAGUGGCUCUCAGAGUAAGGGGUCCUCAGACAAAGUUGCACUUGUGGACCAAGCAAAAGAUGGAGAAUCUUUGGAAAAACAAAAACCUAACUUGUCUGUAGAAGAGAGUUCAAUACUGGAUCAAAAAUUACCUGAAACAUCAACAAAUGAUGCAGCAGAUGAAACUAUUGAUCUUACAGAAGAGAUGGAUGAGCCGCAACUUGAAGAGAAAGAUCAAGGCAAAGCUGGGGAUGAUGUCAGCAGUGAGAGAGCUGAUAUUACAAAUGAAGAUUUUUCAAAUCUAAAUACAGAGACCCAAAGUGGACCAUCUAAUAUCGCUGAACCUGUGGAAAUAUCUUUGCUGCUUGAUAGUGAUGAAGAAUCAGACAACAGUGAGGAAGAAACUGAUACAGAAAUGGUGAAUGAUGAGGACCAGGAAGAACUAGAAGAGAACCAUGAAGAUCUUGUGAAAACAAAAAAGCUCGAAAAAACUUCAACUGAGCAAUUGCAAGAUGUGGUAGACAAUGGACUUUUUAUUAUUGAUACGACUCCAGGGCUGGACUCCAGUAAAAAAUAUUAUGUAGACGACAAAGCAUUUGAGAGAGAGCAAAGUGAAAAGGAGGAAUUGUCUGAGUCUGAGGAGGAGCUACCUGAGCCUGAUGAGGAGGAGGAAGAUUUUAUGGAUGAAGAGGUGGAUGAUGGUGUUAAUGAAGAAGAAGAAUUAUUAAACAGACCUAAGAGAGGCUUUGAAUUGUCUACAAGUAUUGACACAGGACUGAAUAUUAAGGAGCUGGGUGGCUUAUAUAUUAACUUUGAUGCAGAAAAGCCAAAUCCUGGUUCAAGCCUGCAAAACAGAAUGAAAAAAGAAAGUAAAAAGAAAGAUGAGCUUCUAAAGAAAAGUAUAAUAACUCCUGACUUUGAGAAGAGAGAAUCUGCCCCUCCCUAUAGAGAGUCUUUGAGAAAGCUGAAAAAACAGAGAAAAGCGGAACGUGAGAAAUCAACUGGACAGGGCUGGUUUGACAUGAAGGCUCCAGAAUUGACAGAAGAACUGAAGAAUGAUCUAAAGGCUUUGAAAAUGAGAUCAGCCAUGGACCCCAAACGCUUCUACAAAAAGAAUGAUAGAGAGGGCUUCCCAAAAUAUUUCCAGGUUGGAACUGUGGUGGACAAUCCCUUAGACUAUUACCAUUCUCGAAUUCCCAAAAAGCAGCGAAAGAGGACAAUUGUGGAGGAACUUCUUGUGGAUUCUGAGUUCAGAAGAUACAAUAAAAAGAAGUACCAGGAGAUCAUGGCAGAAAAGGCUGCCCAUGCUGAAGGCAAGAAGAACCGUAAAAAGAAGAAAUUCCGGACAUAA
Staurois parvus is the source of this 2298-nucleotide messenger RNA. NCBI's taxonomy places the organism in Eukaryota, Metazoa, Chordata, Amphibia, Anura, Ranidae. The record is from the annotation of a GenBank genome assembly.